ACUCGCUCCCAAAGAACAAUUUAGUUACGACGGGGGAUCAGUCCGCUGCAGAUGAUCAUGAACUUGAUGUCAGUCGAGUGAAAUUGUGAAAAAGAAGUUGUGGUCGAGUCGGCGACAUUGCGUGUAGUUUACUCCGGGUUCGAAGAAAAUACCCAGUACCUUUGCUUCUGUGCGAAUUCCGGUGUGUAGUAGUAGUGACCUGAAAUCGCGGCACAAAUAGAUCAAAUACAAGAAAGUGGGAGAGAAACUCGCGAAAGAAAUAGCCCAACCCGUUAAAGUGCUCGAAUUUUCCCAGAACGCUCAGGUGGAAAUAAUUUCUUUUGUCGCGGUGUAAGUGGUUUGGAUGGUGAAGAGGUGCUUAACCGUUCCAGCACGCACUUUUUCCAUGAAUAAUUUUGGUGUGCAAGAGGCGAGCGUGAGACCUGGCACAGACAACAACAGUAGAAGGACUGCGUACAACAUCAUGUGAAUAAGUUAUUUAUCUGAGAUUUCAUUCGAUACCAGAGAAAAUUUGAAACUUUCAAGAUGAGUGCCUUAGUUGGAGCUGCAAAUGCAAUCGGUGGUGCGGCGGCCUCAGCCGCAAGUAGCGUUUGGUUCGUCCCAAUGUUGGUAGCUGCAAUUGCUUACUUCCAAUAUGAAGAAAUCAUGGACCCCGAAUCAAAACCAAUCAAUGUACCCUCAUCAGAGCUUCUGGAACAGUAUGACUUUAUAAUAAUAGGAGCGGGAUCAGCAGGUGCAGUUGUGGCGAACAGAUUAACAGAAAUCGAAAACUGGAACGUGCUGCUCCUGGAAGCAGGUGGCGAUGAGACUGAAAUUUCGGAUGUGCCACUUAUGGCUGGAUACCUACAACUGAGCAAAAUGGACUGGAAGUACAAAGCUGAACCGAGUGGCACAUUCUGCUUAGCGAUGAAUAAUGGACGAUGCAAUUGGCCUCGAGGAAAGGUUCUAGGAGGAUCUAGUGUCUUGAACUACAUGCUGUACCUUCGAGGCAACAAAAAAGACUUUGACGGUUGGGAGGCCAUGGGAAAUUCCGGCUGGGGAUAUCGAGAUGCACUCUACUACUUCAAAAAGUCCGAAGACAAUACAAAUCCCUACCUAUCCAUGUCACCUUAUCACUCUACUGGAGGUUACUUGACUAUUGGCGAAGCCCCAUAUCACACUCCACUAGCAGCUUCAUUCGUAGAAGCAGGAGUUGAAAUGGGGUACGAAAAUCGAGAUUUGAAUGGCGAAAGGAACGCGGGCUUUAUGAUAGCCCAAGGAACAACGAGACGUGGAAGCAGAUGCAGUACGGCGAAGGCAUUCUUGCGUCCAGCAAGAUUGAGAACCAAUUUGCACAUAGCUAUGUACUCUCACGUAACGAAAAUUAUGAUCGACCCAAUCACAAAGAUUGCGUUUGGAGUAGAAUUCAUGAGAGACAGGAAACUAUUUCGAAUUAGAGCAUCAAAAGAAGUAAUCCUUUCUGGGGGCUCAGUGAAUUCUCCCCAGUUGCUGAUGCUUUCUGGAAUCGGUCCACGAGCUGAACUGGCCAAACACAAAAUUCCGGUCAUAAAGGACCUUCAUGUCGGAGAAAAUAUGCAAGAUCACAUAGGAUUAGGUGGACUAACUUUCUUGGUCAAUCAACCAGUAUCCAUAGUCGAGAACCGAUUCCACUCAAUGUCAACAGUGCUGCAGUACGCGGUGUUUGGUCAGGGACCCCUCACUAUUCUAGGCGGAGUGGAAGGACUGGCGUACGUCAACACAAAGUACACUAACGCUUCAGACGACUAUCCCGACAUAGAGUUUCAUUUUGUAUCAGGAUCGACCAAUUCAGAUGGUGGGUCGCAGUUGCGAAAAGCUCACGGCUUAACGGAGUCUUUCUACAACUCUGUUUUCCAAAGCAUUAGUAACAGAGACGCCUGGAGUAUAAUCCCGAUGUUGCUGCGACCGAGGAGUGUCGGAUCUAUUAAACUACGCAGUAGUAAUCCCUUUGAUUACCCUCUAAUCUAUCCGAACUACUUAUCCGAUGAUUUCGACACGAAAUCCCUAGUGGAAGGAGUGAAAAUAGCAAUAGCGGUUUCGAGAACCAAAGCAAUGCAGCGGUUUGGGUCGCAGUUGGCUGCAUAUAAAUGGCCUGGUUGCAUGCAUGUCCAAAUGUUUACCGACCAGUAUUGGGAAUGUAUGAUCCGACAUUACACUGUGACCAUAUACCAUCCAGUAGGAACGUGCAAAAUGGGACCCUACUGGGACCCUUAUGCAGUUGUAGAUCCACAACUAAGGGUUUACGGCAUUCGUGGUCUGCGUGUGAUUGAUGGCAGCAUAAUGCCGAAAUUGGUCAGUGCGAAUACGAACGCCGCGAUUAUCAUGAUUGGGGAGAAAGGAUCGGACAUGAUUAAGGAGUAUUGGAUAAAACAUUCCGUAAACUGACACAGGUUACUUGGUUAAUAUUUUAUGUAUAUACAGAGUAGAAAGUCUAUUUAUAAUUAUUGUCGUUUCAUUGUAGAUAUAUUUAAAUUAUCACUCAUAGGUUUUAAGGUAGACUUAGGUAAAAAAUAAAGUAAAAUCGUAUGUA
This is a messenger RNA of Hermetia illucens (black soldier fly), 2548 nucleotides long. RefSeq names its product glucose dehydrogenase [FAD, quinone]-like. The record is from RefSeq and is a predicted model, not a curated record. Lineage: Eukaryota; Metazoa; Arthropoda; Insecta; Diptera; Stratiomyidae. The coding region runs from base 526 to 2403 and encodes 625 amino acids. Gene Ontology annotation, molecular function: flavin adenine dinucleotide binding; oxidoreductase activity, acting on CH-OH group of donors. The transcript has 3 exons.